AUGUUGUUUCGCCUUCUAUCCGCAACUGGUGCUUUGUGCAUCACUACUGCGGCCGCCGCAGCUCUGCCUGCACCUCAGCUGCAUUCUACCGCUGGUUCUCAUCAAAUCAACCUUCCUGCUAUCCCCUGCGCUUUCUCGGAGUCGACUUGCACGGAAUCAUUCGACUCUGGUUCACAAUUGACCAUCGAUUUCUCCACCCAGAAUGGCACCCUUCGAGCCAACCAACAACCCAUCUUCCCCGCUACCGUCCCGAUGCAGUUCACAGCAGAUCGCAAGUGGGAGUCAUUCGUUCAGCCAGUUCAGGUCUCCUACUCGUUGGAUGUACGGCCACUGCCUGCUCGUCCCGGCGCUGGUCUGGGCGAUAUCUACUACCUCAAGCUCCGUCUCUUCGACCAGCACGGUCAAGCUGCCACGCAGAACAGCAUUGCGAUCAGUCUAAUCAGAGACGCCCAGGGUGGUCUGCAACUGGCGAUGAUCGACCCGAACGGUAGCCGCGAUUAUGGUCACGGAAACCGUGUCUGGCAGAUGAAGGCCUGGAAGGAACAGCUCGAAACAUACUACAACCAUGCAAAGGAAGCCGUCAAGAACUGCGUCAAGCCGGAGCACCCGAAGCACGAACACGAGCAUGAACAUGAACACGCCCACGAGCACCCUCACAAGAUGGCUGGAUCUUCAGACGCCCACCCCCACCACCGUCGUCCUUCCAACAAGUACUACCCCUCCAGCCAGAGCGGCCACUUCUUCUGGACCGGACGUGAACAGAGCAUCAUGAAGAUCGCCCGUCCGGUCAUCCUCCCCGCCCUGAUGGGAAUCAUGGCUGGUGGAGUGGCCUGCAUUGUUGGAUUCCUGCUGGGUCGUCUCAUCAUCUCGAUCUACCUGUGCGCCGCUAGCCGCCGGCAGCAGCAGCAGAACAUUCCCAUCAUCAACAUCGAAGACGGCGAGCCUAUCUCUGAGAAGGAAGCCCUUCUCGAACCCUACAGCGAUCAAGAACCUGAGUCGCGCCAAUCAUUCCCAUGA
Aspergillus tubingensis is the source of this 1017-nucleotide messenger RNA. RefSeq names its product similar to An08g08280. Bases 1 to 1017 code for a protein of 338 amino acids. The record is from RefSeq and is a predicted model, not a curated record. The transcript is spliced from 2 exons. Lineage: Eukaryota; Fungi; Ascomycota; Eurotiomycetes; Eurotiales; Aspergillaceae.